Lycium ferocissimum is the source of this 993-nucleotide messenger RNA. RefSeq names its product probable glutathione S-transferase. The transcript has 2 exons. Gene Ontology annotation, biological process: glutathione metabolic process. Gene Ontology annotation, cellular component: cytoplasm. Lineage: Eukaryota; Viridiplantae; Streptophyta; Magnoliopsida; Solanales; Solanaceae. Gene Ontology annotation, molecular function: glutathione transferase activity. Bases 141 to 800 code for a protein of 219 amino acids. The record is from RefSeq and is a predicted model, not a curated record.
AAUUUAUUCGGUUGGCACCUAACAAAUUUCGUCCAAUUUUUCUACCUAUAAAAGAACACCUAGAAAUCCAACAUACCAACAUAACAAAAUCUUAAACAUAAUAGUACAAGUUCUGAGAGUUAGAAGUUAAUUGUAAGAAUAUGUCAGAAGUGAAAUUGCUUGGUGUUAGUGGGAGCCCUUUUAGUCGUAGAAUUGAAUGGGCUUUGAAGAUUAAGGGAGUAGAAUAUGAGUUUAUAGAAGAAGAUUUGCAGAACAAGAGCCCUUUGCUUCUUGAAUCUAAUCCUAUUCAUAAGAAAAUCCCAGUGUUGUUUCAUAAUGGCAAACCCAUUGUUGAGUCACUUGUUAUUAUUGAGUAUAUUGAUGAGGCCUUUGAAGGGCCUUGUAUAUUGCCUAAAGACCCUUAUGAGAGAGCAAUUGCACGUUUCUGGGCUAAGUUCCUCGAUGAAAAGUGCUUGCCAGCAGCAUGGAAAGCUUUGUGGAGCAAAGGAGAAGAGAAAGAUAAAGAGGAAGCUUAUGAAGUCUUUAAAGUUCUCAAUAAUGAACUUAAGGACAAGAAGUUUUUUGGUGGAGACAAAAUCGGAUUUGUUGACAUAGCAGCCAAUUUUAUCGGAUUUUGGAUAGGAAUUGUUGAAGAAGCCACUGGCAUUGUUCUGGUGACAAGUGAAAAAUUUCCACAUUUAUGCGCGUGGAGAGAUGAUUAUUGCAGCCAUGUUAAGGAAAAUAUGCCUAACAGAGAAAUGUUGCUCGGUUAUUUCAAGGCUCGAGCUGAAGCUGCGUCUACUGCAACUGCUCCCAAAUGAACAUUUAAAUCCAAUUUCCUAUAUUUCAUUUUAAGAUCUUUUUUGAGGCAAUAAAAAUGUUAUUUAGAGAAAUAUAUCUAGCUAGGUUUCAUGGAAUAAGGCUUGUCAAAGAAAAAUAAAGUGCUCUUAAGUUAGGUGAUGUAUUUUUUUAAAGAGACUUUUUAUAUGGUUGUAAUAUACGUAUUGCUGUUGG